GUCACUCAAGCUACAAAUACACCUGUUAAACAUUCCAAUUUAUGCUCUGAAAUUCUAGCGAUGAAUAAAAUCCACAUCUGAAAUUAUCCUUUCAUUUGCAUCAAAAAAAUCCAUACGUUUUUCAACAUAGCUAUGAUGCAGAAAUUUUCAGAUUGAAUUUCGUGAAAAAUAUUUUUUCGAAGAACAUGAAGUUUGGUGCUAUUGGAUUCUUUCUACUCCUUUUGUUAGCAUCAGUUAGUUGCUCUUACUGGCAUAAAGAGGGGAGAGAACUAGAAGAAAAUAUUGAGAAAUGUGCAAAGGAGGAUGAAAGCUGCUCGAAGCUCAUGUUAGGGGAAGGGCCAAAACAUUGCUGCCCUCCAAAAGGUUGUUCGUGUGAUUUAGAGGAAAAAGAAUGCGGCUGUUACUAUGACCGAAUUGACAUCACUUUUGGAAAAGAUUGGGAAAAGCUUAGAGACAUCAUAAAUGAAGAAUACGAAGAUCAAUACGUAGAAUACGAAGAUAAAGUGAAUCAUUUUGUUUAUUUAGUACAUAAGACUACUGACAAAGACUAGUUCUCUUAUCAUUGUAAACAGCGCACAGGGCAUAAUAAAAUAUUUCAUAAUUUUUGUGUUUUAGUAAAGAAAA
This is a messenger RNA of Parasteatoda tepidariorum (common house spider), 624 nucleotides long. NCBI's taxonomy places the organism in Eukaryota, Metazoa, Arthropoda, Arachnida, Araneae, Theridiidae. The record is from RefSeq and is a predicted model, not a curated record.